AUGGCUAAAUCCAGGAUUAGGAAUAUCAGGAUAGGCCAAAAGAGUAGGGCUGUUUACCACUGUCGCCUGAGGAGGCUGAUGAGUGUUACUAUAGGGCAGAAGAUAUACAGUGAAGCUCAUGAUGUGAAGGAGGAACGCAAAUCCAAUUCCUAUUUGAUACUGGAUAUUGCUGAAAGCUACAUUUAUAUCGAGGGAAAAUUCAUCCCGAACGAUUUAGCAAAAACCUGCCAUCUGUCCAAUAAUGCGCUCGCAUUUCUGUUCGAUGAAAUCCGUUAUGAAAUGGGUGGCGAACAGGUGUGUUUGAUUCGAAAACCGGGCAUUACCACUACAAUGAAAAGUAUGAUAUCUUAUGGUGAGACAAGCACCAAAUUUUUAGACACGGUUGGAUGGGGUCUCGAUGAAAAUAAACAGGUGAUUCUAGAUACACCCAGUCAUACAUUCAGCGGAAAACUACCGCUUAAAUUUUUAAUGGGGUUUGCAGAGGACUAUAAUAAAGGAAUUCUGAAUAUAAAGCAGGAGCUUAUACUCAUCAUAGCACGCUCAUUCAAAAACUCCUAUAUGGGGGAAGUUGAUGCGAAUGUGACGAUCAACAAAAUCGAAUGGAAGAUAAGGCAUGUGAUGCCGUCCGAUAGGCAGAAAUUGAAGUUGUUGAAUCGAUUGAAUAAAAGUUCUACAGCAAAAAUCAAGUUAGCAUACAGGAUGUGGGAUUUGUAUGAGUUACCGGCCAUUCGUGAAACAGCUUCAGAUAUUUGGGCUAUCAAAACAACUAGUAGCCUCGAGCGCCCGAGAUACAUCAUUAUCGGUUUUCAAAGCUCCGAUAAUACAGAUGAUAGAUCCAAGGACGCUACGAAAUUCAUUCACGCAGGAGUGAAUAAUAUUCGCCUUUAUUUGAAUUCAGAAGUUUACCCAUAUGAGCGCUGGAAUUUGGAUUUUGACAGAAAGUUAGAUGCUGUGGCUUACUAUGCAUACGAAAAUUUCCAACGUAGUUACUAUGGCAAAGAUAUGGGUGAACCAAUGAUGAGUAUUGAGGAGUUCCGAAAAAAUCCGUUAUUCAUCAUCGACUGCUACCACCAACCCGAUGCGAUGAAAACUUCUACUGUCGACAUCAAAUUGGAGUUUGAAACCCGCGAAACGAAGUUUCCACCAAACACAAAGUUGGUAGCGGCGGUAUGGAUUCAGGCAUUUAUUUGUCAGUACCUACCACUAUUUCCACAAGAAAUGAAAACUGCUACUAAAGAAUCAAACUAG
Molecule: messenger RNA, 1248 nt
Organism: Phaedon cochleariae (mustard beetle)
Lineage: Eukaryota; Metazoa; Arthropoda; Insecta; Coleoptera; Chrysomelidae
Source: the annotation of a GenBank genome assembly